AUGCGCCAGCAACAACUACUCCAGACGGCCUACAGCGAGCCUAUCAACGCCGACUCCGACAUCUUUGGUGACCUCCACGGCUGCGCUGCCCGUUUCUCGUCGCCGGUCUCGGUCUGCCCCUACAACCACUACUCCAACAGUAAGUCUUACAUCCCCAUCUCUGCCUGCACUUGUGACUACCGUACCGGUGGUCCGUCCCCUUUCCCGCCCCGGCUCUCCCGUACUCGUGCACUCCGCUCUUCGGCCAGCCCCUCGGCCCGCCCUGGCUCUCGCCGUGAUAUGAUGCUUCGAAAUGCUAACCCAAUCAGUGAUCCUCCUGUUUAUCUCCCGGACGACUUCGAUUCUGCGGCGACGCCCUCUUCUCCCUCCGUGGCACCUCCCUCGCCUACCUUCUACCCUUCUUUCAUGGUCUCGUUCGAUGACAUCGUGGACAUGGGCUACCCGGUCCUUAUCGAUCCCUCGCCGGCUCCUCAGUACCUGGUGAAGCCCAAGACACCCAACAGCCGUCCGGUCAAGAGUCGUUUCCGUGAGGAAUUUUAA
Molecule: messenger RNA, 540 nt
Organism: Sporothrix brasiliensis 5110
Lineage: Eukaryota; Fungi; Ascomycota; Sordariomycetes; Ophiostomatales; Ophiostomataceae
Exons: 1
Coding region: 1-540 (179 amino acids)
Source: RefSeq, a predicted model, not a curated record